AUCCUCUACAACAUACCUGAUGGCGUUGCCGUAUCCGAGGCCCAACUGGAAGACUUCCGCUCCGGCGUUCUGGAGCCAGAUGUCUCUUUCCAGACCGACUUCCUGCAGCUGAUCGUUUUCUAUGGUGCCGAGGAAGCAGUUAUAUAUCUCCAACCCUCCGCCAUCCAACUACUGAAGGAAGUUUGGAAGGCGGAAUGGGAGUUUGCCAAGUUCCCAAACAUGUCAAACCUUGAUAGCGGCCCAUAUGUCGGCUACGAAGGGCAUAUCUUUCAACCCUGGAGAAUUUACCAUGAUCAGAAUCUGACAAUGACGGUGACCUACCAGCCUAACAGAGGCGUCGCGCCGGAUAAACCGCUGAAGGGCGUCACGAUUGCUGUCAAGGACAUAUUCGAUAUAGAAGGGAGUAAGACCGCGCUUUGCAAUCGUGCUUGGGCAGAAUAUCAGUCACCCAAGACACGCACUGCCCCCUCAAUCAAGCGUCUUCAGGACCUAGGGGCGUGGGUGGUGGGUAAGACUCGGCUCAACGCCAUGGUAGUCCGAGAGGAGACCAUGGAGUGCGUCGAAUGGCUCGCGCCGUACAAUCCUCGCGGGGAUGGCUAUCAGACUCCGUCUGGGAGCAGCAGUGGAAGCUGCGCAGCUCUCGGAGCCUACCCCUGGAUCGACUUUGCCAUUGGCUCCGACACGAAUGGAAGCUGUCGAAAGCCUGCUUAUUGGAACGGAUGCUUUGCUAUUCGGCCGACACACGGCGUUCUCGAUACCCAAGGCGUAGCGUCUUUCUGCCCGUACUUCGAUGUUCCCUCUUUCUUUGGCCGUGACAUUUCACGCUUCCGUCACUUUGCAGAGCUGUGGUACGGCGACUCAAACAGGCUGAUGAAGGAUUACGAGUUUGGGACGAGCGGGACUGGGAUACUCUACCCUCUCGACUACCUACCAACCUCCAAUGCAUCCCAGAUGAAGCUCAUUGACUCAUUUGUCGAGGAUCGAGAGCAUGUGCUUGGUACAAAGCGAACACCCAUCUCGCUAGCGGAGCUGUGGAAGAAAUCUCCUCCAGAUUCGGUGGUCGACAAGGAUCUCCCAGAGUACCUCAAGACGGCACAACUGUUGCUGAUAUACCCUCACCAGGCCGGAACAUUACCCUACUAUCAGGACGCUAUCGGCGUCGUCAAGGAAUUUUACGAUGGCUACACGGCGAAGUUCGGAAAGACGCCGUUCGUACAUCGCGCUCUUCUAUGGAGAUGGGAAACGGCGGACCAAGUAACGCCAGAGGAGCGAGACGAGGGGUGGGCCCGGAUCUAUACGUACAGAAAGUGGCUUCUGGACAACAUCUUCACUGAGGGUUCCAUUCUUGUCCUCCCCAUUGACGAGGGCAGGCCGAACUAUCGCGAUACCCCUCCCCCUCCGUUCGGUCUCCUCAGCGGAUACUCCUCCCUUUGCAUAUCACCUAUCGCUGGAAUCCUAGAAGUAACAGCGCCCAUCGGCGAGAUAUCGUACGACUCGGAGAUAACGCACCGCAGGGAACCAUUCCCAAUCAGCGUCAGCGUAACAGGGCCGCCCGGGACCGAUCUAGGUCUCAUCGACCUUAUCCAUCGGACUCUUCAAGAAGCGGGGAAGCCGAUCCGUCUCAACACGGGGCGUUCCAUCCUCUGA
Molecule: messenger RNA, 1647 nt
Organism: Ilyonectria robusta
Lineage: Eukaryota; Fungi; Ascomycota; Sordariomycetes; Hypocreales; Nectriaceae
Product: amidase
Exons: 10
Source: RefSeq, a predicted model, not a curated record